This is a messenger RNA of Cucurbita maxima (winter squash), 854 nucleotides long. RefSeq names its product salutaridinol 7-O-acetyltransferase-like. The transcript has 3 exons. Lineage: Eukaryota; Viridiplantae; Streptophyta; Magnoliopsida; Cucurbitales; Cucurbitaceae. Bases 324 to 854 code for a protein of 176 amino acids. The record is from RefSeq and is a predicted model, not a curated record.
GCUCCAAAUAGUUUCGGAAGAGAUGAGCAAGCCCUUGACUUCAACCCCAGCGGAGCUCAGAUAUGUGCCCCUCUGUUUGUUUGAUCUACAUGCCCCUAACGUUUACCUACCAAUGCUCUAUUUCUUCAAUUACAGCAACAAUGUCAGUUCCGCCCACCAUCGCCUGCUCAAGGACAGCCUCUCAAAGGCCCUUACUUUCUACUACCCUUUCGCCGGCACACUCCACCUCACGCCUGCCUCCAAACACUUCUCACACCCCGAAGGACAUGGUAGCUAUAUCGAGUGCAGCGACAUGGGUGUAACGUUCUUGGUGGCGUUGUCCGAUGACGGACGUUAUGAACGACAAAGAUUCACAACGGGAAGAGAAGUUGAAGUUGCUUCUUUUAGAUGACAUGAAUAAGAAGGAACAAGAAGUCAAAUCUAUGUUGUCUAUUCAGUUGACCCAGUUUGAAUGUGGAGGAGAAGUGAUUUGUGUGUUCUUCAAUCACAAACUUUCGGAUAUGCACUCUGUAACCCGCUUCAUGAGGGAUUGGGCUUCCAUUGCUCGUAGCUUCACCCACGGCGAUCUGCCGGUUGUCAAUCCUCAGAUCAACGGCGCCACCUGUUUUCCGCCUGAGUUGGACGUCAGCGACAACCCAUCUGGCUGCCAGGAUUCUUAUGGAACGAAUGAAAGAGUGGAAGUUCCAUUGUCCUUUCCAAAACUUUGUUCUAAGAGAUUGGCGUUUGAAGGUUCAAAGAUUGCGGCUCUUAAAGCUAUGGUUUCUGAGAAAGUAGACAACCCAACUCGUGUUCAGCUUGUCGUUGCAUUGAUCUACAAAGCUGUCCUUUCUGCUAAAUCUUCAGUCCCGGGUUAA